AUGGCAGCUGUUGUACACAAUGUACUGGAACAAUUCAAUAUUACGGGACGACUUUUUUGCGUGACAACUGAUAAUGCAUCAAACAAUGGAACAAUGCGCAAGGAACUUGAGAGCUACAUGAGAAGUACUACACAAGAAGUAGAGUGGAGUAGUGAUGCAACAAAAAUACCAUGCAUGGCGCAUGUUAUACAGCUAGUUGUAAAAGCUAUGCUAAAGGCCUUCAAUGUCGACAUGGCUGAAGAAGUUAUAGAUGUUACUGGUGUUUCAAUUACUGAUGAUACGACAGUCACAUCAGCUAUUAGAAAGAUACGCACUCUUAGCAAUCUUGUGAGCAGGUCUGCAAAGAAAACUGAAUUAUUGCUCCAGAAGCAAUCUGAUAUAGAAGCAAAGAGACUACUGCAGCUAAAACGGGAUAUUGAUAUACGCUGGAAUUCUAUGUCUUACGAGUUUACUGCUGCUAUUACUGCAGGUGUUGCAAAGUUAAGGCACUAUUAUACUGAAACUGGUGGUCCUGUUGAACAGACGUAUGCUCUUGCUGCAAUUCUUGAUCCAUCUCAGAAACUGGACAUUUUUAACGCUCCUGAAUGGGACCGUUCCCACUCAAAGAAGUACUGCCAAAUAUUCUUAGAUUACUGGAAGGCUUACUAUCAAAAAGAUUCGAGGGACCAGCAUGAGGCAGUACCGCCUUGCCCCUAUACACCAACAAGUCUUAAUGCGGUAUUUCGGAUGAACCGGCAGCUACAUAAAGGGUGGCAGAGCCCAUCAAGUACCAGCUAUAAUGAAGCUGAGCGUUAUUUAAAUGCGCCAGUGGUUAGUGCUGAUGCAGAUACUCCAGUGCUCCUAGUGUGGAAGACCUUAGAGCUCUCUUACCCUUCAGUUGCGAAGAUGGCAAGGGAUAUCCUUGCAGUACCAGCUACUGGUACUGGAGUUGAGCGCAUAUUUAAUAUUGCCCGCGAUAUCCAUGAAUACCACAGGGCACAAAUGAGUACGGCUACAGUUCGAGAGUCGAUGAUUGUUAAACACUAUCAUAGGUAUAAGUGGGAACUUGAUAAUCAUUGGGAUAAUAUAGACCAUGUCUUUGGCGCUCCUGACCCAGACUCUAUAAUUGAGGACUCUGAUCGACAAGUUGCUAUGACGAUGGAUGCUGAACAAGACCUACCAGACCCAUCAACGCCACAUAGAGCUACACAAGGUCGCAAUGGAAGAUUGGAAACUCAGAGGAAGCGAAAUUUUGGGGUUCUAAAUAAGGACCUUCAGAAUGAUGAAGCCUCCAUUGAUACUCCUCGACAUUCGCAACGACUUAGAAGGUAG
This is a messenger RNA of Pseudogymnoascus destructans, 1311 nucleotides long. RefSeq lists its product as uncharacterized. Lineage: Eukaryota; Fungi; Ascomycota; Leotiomycetes; Thelebolales; Thelebolaceae. Bases 1 to 1311 code for a protein of 436 amino acids. Gene Ontology annotation, molecular function: protein dimerization activity. The record is from RefSeq and is a predicted model, not a curated record. The transcript is spliced from 5 exons.